This is a messenger RNA of Vigna unguiculata (cowpea), 2945 nucleotides long. RefSeq names its product Pentatricopeptide repeat (PPR) superfamily protein. Gene Ontology annotation, biological process: RNA modification. Lineage: Eukaryota; Viridiplantae; Streptophyta; Magnoliopsida; Fabales; Fabaceae. The record is from RefSeq and is a predicted model, not a curated record. Gene Ontology annotation, molecular function: protein binding; zinc ion binding; RNA binding.
GUAUCAACACAAACAACAAGUUCAUUGAAUCAGUCUUGUGUUCUGUUGUCCACUUCGUUAUGAUUUUUAGAUGAAAGUCGUAGUCUUUAGACUUCUCUUCAAUCUUCCAUUUCCAAAUCCACCUUCUUAUUUGGUAUCAUAUCAUACCCAAUUGGAUUAUACCUUUCAAUAUAACGCUACUCUGCAAAUAAAUGUUCCAUGGUUUUGGUCAUUUCUUUGUAAGUUGGUUUCAUGAAAAUGAAAUCCAAAAGCCUGAUGUCAAACCACCCAAUUCUCCAAAAGCUGCAAAAAUGUCACAACCUCAACACCCUUAAGCAAGCCCAUGCUCAAAUGGUAGCAACUGGUCUUUCACUCGAGACAUACUAUCUGAGCCACCUCCUUAACACAUCCUCCAAAUUUUCCUCAACCUAUGCAAUUACCAUCUUUAACCGUAUCCCAAGCCCAACAGUUUUUCUAUACAAUACACUCAUUUCUUCAUUCACUCGUCACAAGGACCAAAUUCAUCUAGCCUUCUCACUUUAUAACCAGAUUCUCACCCACAACACCCUUCAACCCAAUAGCUUCACUUUUCCUUCCCUCUUCAAAGCUUGUGGCUUUGGUCCAUGGCUCCAACAUGGUCCUUCCCUCCAUGCCCAUGUUUUCAAAUUCCUUCAACCCCCUUAUGACCACUUUGUCAACAAUUCACUGCUCAAUUUCUAUGCCAAAUAUGGAAAGCUGUGUGUGUCUAGAUAUUUGUUCAAUCAAAUCAAUGAACCUGACCUCGCCACAUGGAAUACCAUGUUGGCUGCCUACGCACAAAGUGCCACUCAUGUUAGUUACUCAACAAGUUUUCAAGACGCUGAUAUGUCCUUAGAGGCAUUGUAUUUGUUCAGAGACAUGCAGUUGUCUCAGAGAAAGCCUAAUGAAGUUACACUUGUGGCAUUGAUCACUGCAUGUUCUAAUUUGGGUGCACUGAGUCAGGGUGCUUGGGCACAUGCUUAUGUGUUAAGGAACAAUCUUGAACUGAAUCGAUUCGUGGGAACUGCACUGGUGGAUAUGUAUUCUAAAUGUGGCUGUCUGAAUCUAGCAUGCCAAUUGUUUGAUCAGCUGUCUGAAAGGGACGCGUUUUGCUUCACUGCCAUGAUUGGGGGGUUUGCAGUUCAUGGCCAUGUGGGUCAGGCACUUGAACUGUAUAGAAAGAUGAAACUUGAGGGCCUAGCUCCUGGUGAUGCAACUAUUGUAGUUACUAUGUUUGCCUGCUCUCAUGGUGGAUUGGUAGAGGAGGGCCUCGAAAUUUUCGAGUCCAUGAAGGUUGUUCAUGGAAUGGAGCCAAAACUUGAGCAUUACGGAUGCUUAAUUGAUCUUCUUGGUCGAGCUGGGAGAUUAAAGGAGGCAAAGGAUAUGUUACAAGCUAUGCCUAUGAAACCAAAUGCAAUUUUGUGGAGAUCUUUACUUGGUGCAGCAAAACUUCAUGGCAACAUAGAGAUCGGGGAAGCUGCUCUCAAACACUUAAUAGAGCUAGAACCAGAAACAAGUGGAAACUAUGUGCUUCUGUCUAAUAUGUAUGCUAGCAUUGGUCGGUGGAAUGAUGUGAAGAGAGUGAGGAUGCAGAUGAAGGAUCGUGGGGUUGACAAGUUGCCUGGGUUUAGCUUAGUGGAUAUUAAUGGUGCAAUGCAUGAAUUUCUCACAGGUGACAAAGCUCACCCUUUUUCAAAAGAAAUAUAUUUGAAGAUUGGGGACAUAAAUAGAAGAUUACAAGAAUAUGGUCAUAAACCAAGAACAUCAGAAGUUUUGUUUGAUGUCGAAGAAGAAGAUAAGGAAGAUGUCCUUUCUUACCACAGUGAAAGGCUGGCUAUAGCUUUUGCACUAAUAGCAUCUCCUUCAAGUUUACCUAUAAGAAUUAUAAAAAACCUGAGAGUUUGUGGGGAUUGCCAUGCAAUUACCAAGCUAAUAUCAAUGGCAUAUAAAAGAGAUAUUAUUGUCAGAGAUCGAAAUCGGUUUCACCAUUUUAAGGACGGGAGUUGUUCUUGUCUAGACUACUGGUGAUACCUUGCUCAACUUACAACAAAGUAUAUACCUGAAAGAAAGGUGCUAUUUGGUACAUUAAUGUGAAAUUCAUGUUUACUGAAUUUUAUCCUGAGUGUAGUUUUUUGUUUAGCAGAUGACAUGACAACAACUUCCAUCAGCUCAUAUUAGUUUAAUUUGUUUGAAAAUUAAUUUUGAGUUCUUUAUUUCUGUAAUCAUUCAUUAACGGAAGCUUAAAUUCAAUAAGAUACAGGAAAGCUUAAUUUGUUUUUUGGGAUACUUUGCACUAUUUUAAAAAUAGACUAUCAAAUUUUGAACUGCUAUUGUUUAUCUGGCUGAUGUAUAAAAUCUAAAGGAUGUUUUGGGGUCAGCAGUUGAUGUGAUGCAGGCAAUGGCAUCGUCAAUAUACUCUCUUUCUUCAAAGGUGGAAGAAACUAACUGCUUGGUGGCGGAAAACCUAAAGGUGACCUCAAAAGAAAGGUUUUUGUUGGAACAUUGCAAGGAGUUUUUGUCCUCGUUAGCGGCCAUGCAGGUCAAGGAUUGUAGCUUAUCAAAACAUUCCAUUCAACUUUCUGGUGCGCCAACUUCUAGCUGCCUGACAACACGUGUGUAGAACUGAUCUUAUUUGACUGCUCACUCUUAAUGCUAACACCACUCCCAGCCUUUUAUUUUCCAUCGGGUGGAGAUAUAACACAGAAGAAGAAUAGUGUAAGGAGAUUCCUUUGACUUUGAGGGGCAGAAUCCGGUGGUUUAAGUUCCACAUAGGAGGUCUCAGAUUCCUGGGAGGGUGUCCCCACACGUUGCUUUUUUGCCUGGUGACACAAUGUUCCACCUGCAAUCAUCACUCUCUGAGUUACAAGGUGUUGAUACUGUACAUCUGCACUACCCAGGAAGUGAGGGAGUGGGGUCAACGCAGCACCACCCCGGAGCACUUUCUCCAC